AUGAUGUCGAACAUUCCUCUUCUGUACUGCCUUUUGUACUACAGGACUGGCCGGCAGCUGAAGCCGGUGGACAGAGCCGCCAACUUUCAGACCCAUCUUGAAGGCGACAGUCUCUUUCUACAGGACUCUGCUCGAAAUCAAACAUUCAGCAGUUCUACACUUGAUCCUCCAUGGAUGUAUCACAGCAGGAGACCAGAUUUGAACAGACUGUGUUAUAAUAUCAACCCACAGACUAUAGAAGGGACACACGGUCAUGUGUAUAACCCAGAUGUGUGCUACGCGAAAACAUUUAGCGACAUCGGCAAAAUAUUUCCUCACGGGUUUACUUCUGAGCACGAGCUUCACAAAAUCAUCCUUCGUCUCAACUGGGCAGGGACAACACAAACGGCAUGUCAGCAGCAGACAAACUGUGGCCAGGUAUGUUCUGAGGAAAUUGGCUACGAAGUGACAACAGAAGUGACCGAUUUCAACGGACAAAACCAUACAGUGAUCAAUCUACAAAACGCUUACCAGUUUAUUCCAUCAGGGAAGUGUCUAAACGAGAACACGUUCUGCAGUGGAGGUCAGGCCAGAUGUAAGCAAGUGUACAGAGCACACUGGACUCUCGUAUGGUCAAGUGUCGCUGGGGUCCAGCUGGUGGCUCACGAGGUACCGUCUCACUGUGAAUGUAUCAACUUCGGCACUUCUUCACAGACCAGCUCAUUUGCCAACGCUGGUCAUUCUGCAGGCGCAGAGGGCGCGGGUGUAUAG
Messenger RNA from Candidula unifasciata, 750 nucleotides. Lineage: Eukaryota; Metazoa; Mollusca; Gastropoda; Stylommatophora; Geomitridae. The record is from the annotation of a GenBank genome assembly.